AUGAUCACCACCAACCAUAACGUAGUGGUAGGGUUGGUUCACCCACUCCCUGGGUCCCACCCACUCACCAACCCCUUCUCCCCAUUUCUAUUUCUUUCAACUAACUUUCUCUCUCACCCAAUCGCAAUGGCACCGGAAUCAGAGGCUCCCCCUAACUUCUGGGGCCACACCCCGGAAGAAGAAUACUACACCUCCCAAGGCGUUCGCAACACCAAGUCCCACUUCGAAACCCCCAACGGCAAAAUCUUCACCCAGUCCUUCCUCCCUCUCAACCUCCAACCCCACCAAGUCAAAGCCACCGUCUUUAUGACCCACGGCUACGGCUCCGACACCGGCUGGCUCUUCCAGAAAAUCUGCAUCAACUUCGCCACCUGGGGCUACGCCGUCUUCGCCGCCGACCUCCUCGGCCACGGCCGCUCCGACGGUCUCCAGUGCUACCUCGGCGACAUGGACAAAAUCGCCGCCACCUCCCUCUCCUUCUUCCUCCACGUCCGCAAUAGCCACCCCUACAAAAACCUCCCGGCAUUCCUCUUCGGCGAGUCCAUGGGAGGACUCGCCACGCUCCUCAUGUACUUCAAAUCGGAACCGGACACGUGGACGGGCCUGAUGUUCUCCGCGCCACUCUUCGUGAUUCCCGAGGACAUGAAACCCAGCAGGGUACAUUUGUUCAUGUACGGUCUCUUGUUCGGUCUCGCCGACACGUGGGCGGCCAUGCCGGAUAACAAAAUGGUCGGAAAGGCCAUCAGGGAUCCCGAGAAGUUGAAGGUCAUAGCGUCGAACCCGAGGCGCUACACGGGCCCACCCAGGGUGGGGACCAUGCGGGAGCUGCUUAGGGUGACACAGUAUGUACAGGAUAAUUUCUCCAAGGUAACGACGCCGUUUUUCACUGCUCACGGAACUUCUGACGGCGUUACCUGCCCUUCCUCGUCCAAGCUGCUGUAUGAGAAGGGUUCCAGUGAGGAUAAGACGUUGAAGCUCUACGAUGGAAUGUAUCACUCUUUGAUUCAGGGAGAGCCCGAUGAGUCUGCGAAUCUCGUGUUGGGGGACAUGAGAGAGUGGAUUGAUGAGAGGGUUCGACGGUAUGGACCUAACAAAGAUUCCCAGUGAAACAAACCAUUACUAAAUUCCUAUUUUGGUUCCACAUUGCAUAUUGUGUCUAUCAAAACUUUAUUAAAGUUGUUAUGUGAAGACGGAAGAGUAUCGUUCUUCUAUCAUAUUUGGAUUUCAAUCAAAAAUGACAUUUAAUCAAUCCAGUUAUCGGUUUCGAUGCAUGA
This is a messenger RNA of Glycine soja, 1274 nucleotides long. Its product is annotated as caffeoylshikimate esterase-like. Lineage: Eukaryota; Viridiplantae; Streptophyta; Magnoliopsida; Fabales; Fabaceae. The record is from RefSeq and is a predicted model, not a curated record. Gene Ontology annotation, molecular function: lipase activity. The coding region runs from base 1 to 1107 and encodes 368 amino acids. The transcript has a single exon. Gene Ontology annotation, cellular component: membrane.